AGAAAAAAGUUUACCGAAAGUCAUUAUUCGUUAACAUCCGCCAAAGCAUGGAUUAUGGCAGUCCGGCAGAUUAUCACCGUCAAUCAUCAGCGUCGGACAUGUUCAACCGUUUGAUGAGUUCCGGAUAUCCAAUCGCAUCCCGGGAGUUUACCAGCCGCCGAAGUACGAUUUAUCAAGUUCCCCGUUUUCAAAACAACUUCGUGCUGGAAUCGAGUCGCCCCUUCCGCCGAGAGGAGGUCCAGACGAUGCUGAACCGGUUUAUGGAGUACUUUUUGUCCAGCUACAAGCACAACCCGAAGCGCGCCAAACGGAUGGCCGAGAAUCUGGCCGUUGAGCUGCGGAACAUGCUGAAAGGGCGCGCUUACGAGCGGUACCGGAUUGUCGCGUUGGCCACGAUCGGGGACAAAACUUCGCAGGACUUUCACGCUGGAAUGCGCUUUGUCUGGGACGCGGAAAAGGACGCUUACGUGAACUAUGCCCACGAAGCUCCGGCCUAUUUUAUCAUUGUCACUGUUUUUGGGGUGUACUUUGAGUAGUUUGUUCCAAAUACAAAA
Culex quinquefasciatus (southern house mosquito) is the source of this 554-nucleotide messenger RNA. Its product is annotated as dynein light chain Tctex-type protein 2. The transcript is spliced from 4 exons. Gene Ontology annotation, biological process: microtubule-based movement. The record is from RefSeq and is a predicted model, not a curated record. Lineage: Eukaryota; Metazoa; Arthropoda; Insecta; Diptera; Culicidae. Gene Ontology annotation, molecular function: dynein intermediate chain binding. The coding region runs from base 48 to 536 and encodes 162 amino acids. Gene Ontology annotation, cellular component: cytoplasmic dynein complex; cytoplasm.